GUGACCUACGCUGCGCGUACUCUUCAUCGCAACAGGCAGCGUCGUCGGAGUGCUUGCCACGCCUUGCCCCGUUCCGUUAGACGCGACGACGCGGAGUCUGCCCCGGCGAUGCCCGGUAGGCGGGAGACGAAGCUGGCGAGCCUCCACCACUGCCCACUUGCUUGCUCAUCUCCACCUCCGCCGGCACUGACUCCUCCACUCUUCGUUCUCAUUCAUGGAUUACAAGAUCAUCCAUUGUUCUCAGCACGACAUUUUCUGGUUCAUGCUCACUUGAUUUAUCUUCGGCCUUUCUCAGCGCACUCCUCGCGUCUCCCCCACUUCUCACCCUCACCCUCUCCUCCCCCUCCCCCUCACCGCCAUGUCCGGCAUCCCCAAGACACACCUCCUGCUCGUCGGCGGCAUCGGCCUCGCCAUCGCCCUCUACAUCGCUUCAGUGCUCACUGGGCAGCCGACACCUGUCUUGAAACGCUCUGUCCCCCACGACAAACACGAGUGCAAGCACUCGCAUCACAGCACACACACACAGGUCUCGCCCGUGCGCUGCCCCGCGCAGCCUGACGUCCGCAAUGUCGGCGGCGAGUGGAUCCUCUCCAGUGCCACGGACAAGCAGCAGGCAUACGAGCGCCUCGCGGCGGCCAUCCGCAUCCGCACCGAGACAUUCGACGACAUGCCGAUGAACGCCUCGGACCCCUCCUUCGACGUUUUCUACGACUUUGAAGAACACUUGCGCACGACCUACCCCCUCUUCCACAAAGCCACAACUUUCGAACGCGUCAACACCCACGGCCUCCUCUUCACGUGGCGCGGCACCGACGCAACCCUCAAGCCCAUGAUUCUCAUGGCACACCAAGACGUCGUGCCCGUCAACGCAGUCACGUGGAGGUUCUGGACGCACCCGCCGUUCGACGCACACAUGGACGCGCACGGCUGGGUGUGGGGGCGCGGCACGACGGACAUGAAGAGCACGCUCGUCGCGCUCAUGUCAAGUGCGGAGAAGCUGCUCUCCGAAGGCUUUCAGCCUGAGCGGACGAUCCUUUACUCGUUCGGGUUUGACGAGGAGAUCCGGGGCCCGCGCGGCGCAGGCCAUCUCGCACAACACUUGUUGGCGCGGUAUGGGCGCGAUGGCGCGGCGCUCGUCUUCGACGAAGGCUUCACGGGCGUAGACACAGAGUAUGGGCAACUGUUCGCACGCGUCGGCCUCGCCGAGAAAGGGUGCUUCAACGCGCGCCUCACAAUCAUGGCGCCCGGCGGCCACUCCUCCCGUCCGCCACUGCACACCGGUAUCGGGCUCAUGGGCCAGGUCUUCGUCGCGAUGGAGGCGGAGCGCGGCCCCAUCCGCCUCGAGGCGGACAACACGCUGCUGGGGUAUCUCGAGUGCGCGGCACAGCACGGCACCAUGGACCCGCAGCUGAAGGAGAUGGUGCGGUGCGCCGAGUGCUGGCCCGCGCUAGCGGACGAGCUGGCGGGCGGCGCGAGCGAGCUCUUCCUGCGCACGACGCAGGCCAUCACCCUCGUCAACGGCGGGAACAAGUACAACGCGCUGCCAGAACACACGACGGCGCUGGCCAACUACCGCACGGUCUUCUUCGAGACGUCGCAGGACGUGAUGGAGCGCCUCGCGCGCGUCAUCGCCCCCAUCGCCGCCGCCGCCAACAUGACGUUCGACUACCAAGGCUCACAUGCACACGUGCGCGACAACGUCGUGCGCCUGCACACGGACGGUAUCGUGCUCGAGCCCGCGCCGCUCACGCCGUCCGCGGGCGCCGCGUUCGGCCUCGUCGCCGGCACGAUCCGGCACGUGUUCCCCGGCGCGAUCGUCGUGCCCUCCGCCAUGACUGCGUUUACGGAUACACAGUACUACUGGGACCUGUCGAAGCAUAUCUACCGCUUCGCGCCGGCGAGCAUGGCCCAUCUCCUCAACUACCACACCGUCGACGAGCGGAUUCAUAUCGACGCGCACCUUAGUAUGGUGCGCUUCUUCUACAAGCUCAUCCAGAACAGCCAGGGGUGGCGGGAGGAGUAGCGCCGUGGCAUUGCGGGUGUCAUGUAUUGGUCUGAACUGUGCAUGCAUGCAUCUAGACGCGAG
Messenger RNA from Cutaneotrichosporon oleaginosum, 2086 nucleotides. RefSeq lists its product as uncharacterized. The record is from RefSeq and is a predicted model, not a curated record. Gene Ontology annotation, cellular component: fungal-type vacuole lumen. NCBI's taxonomy places the organism in Eukaryota, Fungi, Basidiomycota, Tremellomycetes, Trichosporonales, Trichosporonaceae. Gene Ontology annotation, molecular function: metallocarboxypeptidase activity.